Molecule: messenger RNA, 759 nt
Organism: Penicillium angulare
Lineage: Eukaryota; Fungi; Ascomycota; Eurotiomycetes; Eurotiales; Aspergillaceae
Product: Chloroperoxidase
Exons: 2
Coding region: 1-759 (252 amino acids)
Molecular function (GO): peroxidase activity
Source: RefSeq, a predicted model, not a curated record
AUGGCCACACGAUCUCCACGCAUGGCGUCCAGCAUCGCCAACAGACAGUCAGACUUCCCAGCGACCUCAAGACUUCAAAAGACACAAAUAACUAACAAACAUACAGGCAGAUCCCCAUGUCCCGGAUUAAAUGUCCUAGCAAAUCACGGCUGGUUACCACGAUCUGGGAAAAAUAUCGACAUAUCAAUGUUUCGAUUAGCCAUAAAAGAAGCCUACAACUACGUCCCAACUGCACUUGAUUUCGCCUUCGAACAAGCCCUAGACUUCAACCUCACCACGACCGGAAAUAGCUCAACAAUAAACCUUGCAGACUUAGCAAAACACGACGAUAUAGAAUUUGACGGGUCACUAUCCCGAAACGACAUCUACUUCGGCGAUAAUUUGCAUUUUGACCCCGUUAUCUGGCGGACAGUUGCUAAACACCUUCGCUUAUAUGAGACAUUGGGUGAAGAGAAGAAUAACUAUGUUACUGUUGAAAUGGCGGCUAAGGCUCGCGCUGCACGCGUGGCGGAGGCUAAGAAAGUGAAUCCGAGUUUCAACGCUUCGGCUAAUGAAAUGAGUGGUAGUCCUGGGACUACUGGUCUUUACUUACUAACUAUGUGGGACGAUAACUUCGGUGCUGCCCCGAAGGCGUGGGUUCGUGCGUUUUUUGAAGAUGAACGUAUUCCUUAUCUUGAGGGGUAUCAGCCUCCUAAGGUACCCAGAACUUCGGCAAAUGUCACAGAUAUGGCUAUAAGAGUUGGGGCAGUGAAGGUCUAG